GGGGGGGGGGGGAAAGGUGCUACGGAAAGGCCACAUUUCAGCCUCCGCUCCCACCACUAGGUCGCUCUGCCCGCUCUGCCCGCUCUGCCCGCCAGAGGGCGCGCCUUCUCCCUCCUCCUCCUCCUCCUCCUCCCCCCCUCCUCCGGCGGGGCGACUCCUUCGGAAGGGAUCCCGAGAGAUCCGGCGGGUUCGCCCGGGCUGGCGUUUGGUCUUUCGCAGCCGGAGGAGCUGAAGGGGAGGGGAUCCCGGGGAGCGUCUGGAUGGCCUCGCCGAAGAGAAAAGCAGCAGCCCGCGGCCAGGGCUCCACGGGGGACCACGGAGCCGAAGCGAAGGAAGAAGGGGAGGAACUCCGGCUGAUCCUGGUCGGGAAGUCCGGAGGCGGGAAAAGCGCCACGGGCAACACCAUCCUCGGCCAGAGGGAGUUCGUGUCCGUCCUGGCAGCGAAGACCACCACCCAGAAGUGCCAAAGGGGGCAGGGAACCUGGGACAACAAGAAGAUCUCCGUGAUCGACACGCCGGCCUUUUUCGAUUCCGAAAAGAUGGAUCCGUCCCUGAAGGAGGAGAUGAAAAAAUGCCGCCGGAUGUGCCAGUCGGGCCUCCACGCCUUCGUUUUGGUGACCCAGGUGGGGCGCUUCACCAAGGAAGACAAGGCCGCCGCAAAGCGAGUCCAGAAGAUCUUUGGGGAAACGUCCGUCCGUCACACGGUCGUCCUCUUCACCUGCAAGGAGGACCUGGGUGGGGACUCCCUGCAGGAGUACGUCAAAAAAUCCGACAACCCGAAACUGCAUAAGCUGAUUAAGAAGUGCGGCGAUCGCUUUUGUGGGUUUAACAACGGGGCCGAAGGAACCGAGCGGGACGACCAGGUCACAGAGCUGAUGAAAAAGAUCCAGAAGAUGGUCGAGGAGAACGGAGGGCGGCCCUAUUGUAUCCCAUCAGAAAAACCAAAACUUUCUUCCAAAAUCCCUGGUUUUCCCAAGAAGAAGAGCCAUCAGUAAACACUGAGAUAUAACGUCUGGGGGGGGGGGCUAAUUUCUUUCUCGGCUUUUUUCAAUCACCCCUCUCCAGUUCUCUCGUGAUUCGUGGUAAUGCAUUAAUUGUGCCUUUUCCAAUGUCGACGGAGGGGUGAGAUUCGAACCUCCGCGAGUCCCCGUCCUUUGGGAUGACAACCAGCAAUUCGAGCCGGUUUCCCCCCCCCCACGCCAAACUCAGACACAAAGUUUUUGUCAGAUUAUGCUUUUCUCUGCGUAUGUGUUCCCGUUUGGGGGCCUGCUAGCCUGCUGGGAGGGGGGGGGAAUCUGCUUUCGCUUAUGAUAACUUUCGCUUUCUACUUUCCCUCCCCCGCGUCUCUCCGCUUGAGAGAAGAAGGCACCUCCCUUAUCAGGGAGACGGUUGCGGGAGAAACGAAAGCUGGAGGACACCUCGAGGCGCGCGCCAACUCGUGCCAGUUACCCGCAACAUCGUGGCCACCCGGAGAUUGGCUGGAUUUCAAACGGACAUUGCGACUUUGGUGGGCGGAGCAAGAUUGCUGGUUUGACCGUGCCGAUUUGAACGGGAUUUUCCCCAGAUCUCGCCUUGACUUCCCUGCUGUCACUAACCCCCUAAUAAAAAGUAUCCUUUUGUGACGAGGCCUGU
Crotalus tigris (Tiger rattlesnake) is the source of this 1632-nucleotide messenger RNA. RefSeq names its product GTPase IMAP family member 2-like. Bases 261 to 995 code for a protein of 244 amino acids. Lineage: Eukaryota; Metazoa; Chordata; Lepidosauria; Squamata; Viperidae. Gene Ontology annotation, molecular function: GTP binding. The transcript is spliced from 3 exons. The record is from RefSeq and is a predicted model, not a curated record.